Molecule: messenger RNA, 2109 nt
Organism: [Torrubiella] hemipterigena
Lineage: Eukaryota; Fungi; Ascomycota; Sordariomycetes; Hypocreales; Clavicipitaceae
Source: the annotation of a GenBank genome assembly
CUGAGCAUCAAUCUCCAUCGACUUUCUUCCCAUGUGCCAAUUAAUUGAAAUGCAGUGAGAAAUGCUGAAUAGAUAAUUAUAUCGAUAAUGUAAAUGGAAACAAACUCAAGGUUUAACAAGAAAACAGCAGCCCGUCAGUCUGACAAUCUUGCGUCUUAGCCAUAUCUACAACAGCUUCAUCCCACCAUGUCCCUUUCGAUAUCCGAAACAGCCGCCCGUGUGGCUCGAUCCAGCAAGCUAACCAUACAAUCUCUUGAAUCCAUAAUAAGAAACACCCCGCCAUAACACCGAGCGUCCAACUCUCGUCCAAGCCCACCACCACCAUCUUCAACAUGUCCGUGCGCGGGAGGCUUUGACUCUAUUAGCGCAUCGCCUAGGCCCAAUCAAGGCUGUUAUCUCGAGUUUUGUCACGCGAGGCUACAAGGCCGGCCCAGUUCUAAAUUAAGAAAACUAGAAUAAGUCUGUGCAGCCUUGGUGCUGCUGUUGGUGGCCGCUCCUUAAAUACAAUUACUAGCGGCAGCCUGGCGAUAGUUGUCGCUACAUCACAUCCAACAUCCAAUACAAACUGCAGCAAAAGCAGCAGUGGUAACAAUGAAAUUCCUUGUCUCUAUUAUUGCAGUCGCUGGUGCCGUCUCGGCCGGCACUGUGUCCAUCGUUGUCUCGAGACAUAUUGACGAGGCGGCCGGACCUGAUCUGCACACCCGCCAUCCUCGCGAUCUGCAAAUCCGCGGCACUCCUUUCCAAGCAAAACUGUCGCCGUUAUCGACAAGAUACAUGGUAGAUGUGGAAGUUGGCACUCCUCCACAGCGCAUUUCCACCGUCCUCGACACUGGCAGCAAUGACCUCUGGUUCCAUGCCUCAAAUAGUCAGUCAUGCGGACCACGUUUAAAGUGUGGCGCGCUCUACAACAUCCAAUCGUCCAAGACAGCCCAGGCUGUUCAGAGCGAAGAGCUUCAAGGAUCUACUGAUUUCAGGCUACGCUACAAUGUCGGUGACAUUGGCGUCAACGGUACUUACGUCAAGGACACAGUAACAAUUGCCGGCGCUACCAUUCGCAAACAAAUAGUCGGUGCUGCAACACAAGCGAAUAUUCAGCUUCCUAUCCUUGGUCUAGGACCUCAAGCUCCACCUAACACCUUGGAUAGGCGACUCGGCGCAACAUAUAACGGCGUAAUAGACACCAUGGUACUUCAGGGUGUUAUCAGCAGACGCGCUUUUAGCAUCUUUUUGAACCAAAUGGCGACAAAGUCUGGAAACCUCCUCCUUGGUGGAAUCGACACGGAGAAGUAUUACGAUUCGCUGGUCAAGCUGCCCAUGGUUCCCACUGAGCGAGGUACCCACGCAAUUGUCCGCUAUGGCGUAAAUCUCAAGCAGAUGUCCGUCAACGGUAUCGAUGGCAUCCCAACUCUCGCAUCACCGAUUCCCGCAGUUCUGGAUACAGGGUCCCCCGUUCUUUUGCUGCCUGCUGCAGUCGUUGGUCCCAUCCUCAAGCACGCCAACGCCAUCGUAACUCAGACUGGCGAUGCCAUGGUUGACUGUGGACUAGCCACGUCCGAGAAGGCAGUCUUUGAGUUUAUCUUUGAAGGCAAGACCAUCUUCGUUCCAUUUCGGGACACUGUCCUUGACGUUUUCUCCGACUCUGAAAUGCCCUCAUUGCUCCAAUUGCUCGGUGCACCGGCCAAGAACUGGCAUCGUGUGUGCUUCUUCGGCUUCAAACAGGGAGCACCCGAGUCAUUUGCUAUUCUCGGUGACCCCUUUCUACGAAACAUCUAUUCUGUCUUUGAUAAUGAUGAUCACACGAUUUCUCUGGCCCAAGCUAGAUUUGAUUCGAAAAAGUCAAAUGUCAUCGAGAUCCCGGCCAAUGGCCAAUACCCCCAGAUCCAAGGCCCAGCAACUCCCAAAUCUUUAGACUCAGAUGUACCGUCCGACUCCAAAGAUGACAAGAACAGCAGCGCACAGUCCUUGCGUACUUCUGCUGCUGUUAUGGCUGCCAGUAUUGUUGGUGCACUCAUGAUUUGCCUGUAAAAUAAAUGAUUCCCCGUGCCAUACACACACACACACGCACAAACCUUACUUUGAACAAGACAAAAUUUGUUUGGAGCUAUGUAU